UGCUGUAUUCAAAUGAGCGCGUGACGUAGCGGAGCACGCAGCUGGACAUCAGAGAGGAUAAAGCGGCUGUCCGCGGCUCCUUAAGCUCUUUUAGCCAGAGCACACUGCGUGUUUGUGCGUCUCUUUCAUCGGUGACCGGAUCAGGAAUGAGUUCAGCACCGCGGACAGCGACGGAGCGAACAAAACUCCCGUACUGCCACGAAUCUUUCCACAACCUUCAGGAGUUGAGACACAGUGCAUCUCUGGCCAAUAAGGUCUUCAUUCAGAGAGACUACACGGAUGGCACCGUCUGCAAGUUCCAGACCAAGUUCCCCUCCGAGUUAGACAGCAGGAUUGAGAGGACGCUGUUUGAAGACACGGUGAAGAUGCUGAAUAAUUACUAUGCAGAGGCGGAGAAGAUCGGAGGCCAGUCCUACAUCGAGGGAUGUCUGGCCUGCCUCACGGUUUACCUCGUAUUCCUGUGCAUCGAGACGCGCUAUGACAAGGUGCUGAAGAAGAUCUCGCGGUACAUUCAGGAGCAGAAUGAGAAGGUCUACGCUCCUCGAGGUCUCCUCAUCACAGACCCCAUAGAGAGAGGCAUGAGGGUCAUUGAGAUCAGUGUGUACGAGGAUCGCGGCUCCAGUGGUUCAAGCUCAGGAAGCAGCACAACCAGCAGCAGCGGACGAUGAUUCACACACACACUCGCCCACGUGUGACGCCUUCAUACUCACGCCCGCUCAGCAUCGCCAAACACACCUGACAUGAACUGCCUCCACAAGACACAUCAGCUUCUGGAUCAGCAGCGCGUCAUUACCGCCACCUUCACUGAAACCUUCCAGUCACUCACUGUAGCAUCCUGGGUAAAGCGCACAUGAGCUUCUGUCACUGUAAUAUGCAAUCUCACUCACAAACGCCUGUGAUGUAGCUGCCGAUCAGCACACAACAGUCUUCCAUCAUCACGAUUUUUCACCCUUUUUUGUUUGAGAAUUUAAUGAGCACUUUUACUCUAAUUAUUGAACAGAAGUCAGAUUUUAGACUCGGUAGAUGUCAAGGACUGAAAUCUAAGCCCAUAUAUUUUAUACAGGCCCCAGACACUGCCAUCUUAUUCCACGGGUACCAUUUAUGACUUUGUUUUAUUUCAUAGUGUGCUAAUCGUUCAUACUUUGUACUCAUAACGCGUCGUCAGAGCAGAAACGAGUCCUGAUGACGUGACUGCCAAGAGCUUCCUCACAUGGUCUUUCAUCAUGAGCUUCCAUUUCGUACUGAGAACCUUUGUCCCCUGUUUAUGCAAAGAUCAAGCGUAAAAGAAGCUGAGAGUGCUUUUCUGUUGUGUAGCAAAAUAAAUAAACAACGAUGGUCAAAUAAACGAGUUCUGCUUUUGUGUAUUUGAUCCACAUUUUAUUUAAAUGUAUUUUUAUGCACAGGGUUUUUAGGCAUUUUACACUUGACUAAAAUGAAGUGCUUUCAUGUAAAACGACAUUGUUUUUUGCCAUUAAGUUUUUAAGAUAUUAAUAUAUAUAUAUAUAUGCCUCUUUGGCGCCACUCUGUUUGAGAUGAUCUUCUUUACGUGGGUUGUGCAUCGGCAUGGCUCUAGCGCGGAUUAAUCUAAUGUUUUGAGGUGUAUGUGUAUUCACUGUACUUCGGAAUUGCAGAUACAUCUUGGAAAUAUGUCAAAAAUAAUACGUUUUGCUGGAAAAUGUCAUCUGAAGAAGUAAGUAGCAUGUCUGCCAGUUUCACUUUGACCAACUGAAAAAAAAAAAAAAAGUUUUACAAUAAAUUGUGCUACCAGUGUGCUUAAAUCUAACGAUCACAAUUGCUUUAAAGUUAGCUCAGAUCACAUCAAACGUGCAAAUAUUAUAAUUUGUUCUCAAAUUGUUAAUGUCAACACUGAAUUAGUUUAGUGUGUAUUUAGUUAUCUGUAGAUUUGAAUUUCUGUACAGUCUAAUCUCUAAUUGACAUAAUAUUCGAUUGUCAUAGAAAAAAUGUGUUCUUUUAAACUCAAAAAUCUAUUUAAUGUUCCUUAUCACUCGUUCUAAAAUGACAAGUUUAAAUAUUACAGCUGUUGUAAGAAGAGGCAACAAAUUGAUCCGCCACCACAUGCGAUAUAGCCUACUAGCCGGGACUCCUUUAUGUAUACAGACGUGACAUAAUGACGCAAAGACGAAACUAGCAAAAAUGCUACUAGCAAACUAGCAUUUCCCGCGAAAACCGACCCAAACCCGAAUAAGAAAACAUUUUUCAAGCUUAACGUUGUGAAUCGGGGGCUAAGGUGAGGGAGAUAGUUUUGAACACUGAUUGGUUAUGUACUUGCUCAUUAACUGAUUUUGGAUCAUUUUUAACCAAAAAAAAAAAGUUACUGAAUGCAGCUUUAAUGUGCCUCUUAAUAUUGUAAAGUGUCAACAUGUAAGGUCAAUCAGCAUGACACCGUGAGUUCAUCCAGUUCAGCCCUUCAACUUAUGUGACUUCUCUUUGUGGAGACAAAUAUUCAUGCAGUAACACUUCACAGCACUGCUGUGUUUCCAGUCAGUCUCUCGAGGUCUGAAAGUAUGAUAUCUUUUUCUCUCCUGUAUGUGCAUCAUCUGAUCACUCUGAGGUCCAUCUUCAUCGUGUUGACAGACAGUGAGUCGGACCAGAACAGAAAACCUCCAGAGACUCAACGACACGGAGACAGACCUCCAGAGACACUCAACACGGAGACCAGGAGAAGCUCAGGAAGAUGAAAACUAGGACAGACAGGAGAAGAAGAGACGCUGCUGUCGUACCGGGAGGCCACAGCUGGAGACACAGAGAAAGAGGAUGAGGAUGAGGAUGAUGAAACGGUGUAGUUCACCAAUGGACCGAAAGUAAAGAGACAUUCUCAGAACUGCAUCUAUCCUGCUACAUUCAUUCACAGUGUAUUUUGUCUUCCUAAACUUAAAUCUGAACGUCACCUGCACUCACCCACACACGCUCGGCCGUCUCUGCUGGGCUUGUAGCCCUCAACACAUCUCUUCUUAGAGCUGCACUUAUAGUGUCCGUAUGUGUUGGUGCACACCGGACGAGUGUGAGGACACACGGCUGGCAGACGCCUGCACUCGUUUGCGUCUGAACAGGAUGAAGGAAAUGGAGACAGAAUCACACUCACAGACUGGGUGCUCCCUCACGAUUGCUUUAUUAGUAUUGCACACCAUUCCAAUUUUGAGUAAACAAGUUCUAAAAAAAA
Sinocyclocheilus grahami is the source of this 3181-nucleotide messenger RNA. Its product is annotated as golgin subfamily A member 7B-like. Bases 147 to 668 code for a protein of 173 amino acids. Lineage: Eukaryota; Metazoa; Chordata; Actinopteri; Cypriniformes; Cyprinidae. Gene Ontology annotation, biological process: peptidyl-L-cysteine S-palmitoylation; protein targeting to membrane. The transcript is spliced from 6 exons. The record is from RefSeq and is a predicted model, not a curated record. Gene Ontology annotation, cellular component: palmitoyltransferase complex.